This is a messenger RNA of Schistocerca nitens (vagrant locust), 441 nucleotides long. Its product is annotated as piggyBac transposable element-derived protein 3-like. The coding region runs from base 1 to 441 and encodes 146 amino acids. The record is from RefSeq and is a predicted model, not a curated record. Gene Ontology annotation, molecular function: sequence-specific DNA binding. Lineage: Eukaryota; Metazoa; Arthropoda; Insecta; Orthoptera; Acrididae. The transcript has a single exon.
AUGUUAGAAUCAAAAGAUGAGGAAAUACCUAAUACUGGUGUGAAUGUAACAUUACACCCUCCUCUAAAUUCAACUGAUGACGUAACAGAUGAAGAUUCGGGUGCUGAAGAAAAUCCAAGUGUAGAUAAAUUACCAGCAAGUCAGCUCAAUGCUACUGCACUACAUGACCUAGAAGUGAGGGGCGUGGAAGCAACAGGAACAAUAAGAGGAAACAGAGUUAAGAAUUGUACUCUAUUAUUUGUAGAUAAAAUGAUAAAAGGAAAUAGAGGAUCAUAUGAAAUUUGUUCUGACUCAGCAUCCGGGAUUUCCAUUGUACGUUGGAAUGACAACAAUGUUGUUACUGUAGCCACCAACUUUGACAGAGUGCAACCACUAUGCUCUGUAGCAAGAUUUUCCAGGGAACAAAAGAAAAGGAUUAGCGUGCUCCAACCUAACUUGUGA